Messenger RNA from Coregonus clupeaformis (lake whitefish), 1715 nucleotides. Its product is annotated as synaptosomal-associated protein 25-like. NCBI's taxonomy places the organism in Eukaryota, Metazoa, Chordata, Actinopteri, Salmoniformes, Salmonidae. Gene Ontology annotation, biological process: synaptic vesicle fusion to presynaptic active zone membrane; synaptic vesicle priming; exocytosis. Gene Ontology annotation, molecular function: voltage-gated potassium channel activity; syntaxin-1 binding; SNAP receptor activity. The record is from RefSeq and is a predicted model, not a curated record. The coding region runs from base 584 to 1219 and encodes 211 amino acids. The transcript is spliced from 9 exons. Gene Ontology annotation, cellular component: plasma membrane; SNARE complex.
UAAACUUGGCUGACUAUUAACUUUAUUUACACACUGCAUGGGAAAAAAGGAGAAGCGCACAGAACAGCCGCUGAUGACAUUCACAGGUACCCGGGCCGUUUCCAGAGCAACGAGAGAGCGGCUGUUCAAAGGGGCGUGAUCGAGGAGGAAGGACUUGGAGUAGAGCCAAUAAAAUGAGAGAUCCCCUUGUCGGGGUGUAACGUCGAAGACAGAGCCACCAAUUGGGUGAGCGGGUGGUAAUCGGGGCGUGUCCUCGGAUUUACCUGGGGCAGAGCGGACCUGGAAGAAAGGAACAAACACCUCGAAGAUGAUGCUGAGGGACUGGGUAGAUCAAUGAACAAACAGGUGAAGGAUGUUCCAGUGAAUUGUUCGGCAAAGUUGAGGCAAACACGACCACUCAUUUAAGUUAAAGGUGUGACUCCCCAGAAAACCAGCUUUUCCUGUGGGCCUCCUUACACAACAACUUCUAACCGUCAUCAUAUAUACAGACUAGUGUCAAAGCCACCUGAUGCUCUAGCCUUGCCUCUUGGGAAAGAGGCUACUGAGCAAACCAUACUGUGCUCUCCUCCCCUGGCUGCUGCAGAUGUCAGGCAAGAUGGCUGCCGACACGCCCGUGAGGACAGAACAGGAGGAGCUGCAGAGGAGGGCCAACCAGGUGACAGAUGAGUCCCUGGAGAGUACCCGUCGUAUGAUGCAGUUAGUAGAGCAGAGCAAAGAUUCAGGAAUCCGGGCCCUGGUCAUGCUGGACGAACAAGGAGAGCAAAUGGAGCGGAUUGAGGAGGGCCUGGACCAGAUCAACUCGGAUAUGAAGGAGGCUGAGAAGAACCUAACAGACCUGGGCAAAUGCUGCGGUCUGUGCUUCUGUGAUAAGCUGAAGGACUUUGAGGAGAGUGGGGCCUAUAAGAAGGUGUGGGGGAACAACCAGGAUGGGGUGGUGUCCGGCCAGCCAUCCUCACACGUUGUGGAUGAGAGAGAGCAGAUGAUCAUGAGCGGAGGCUACAUACGCAAGGUGACAAAUGAUGCACGUGAAGAUGAGAUGGAGGAGAAUCUGGGACAUGUAGGCAGCAUCAUAGGCAACCUGAAGAGCAUGGCACUGGACAUGGGCAAUGAGAUCGACACGCAGAAUGUCCAGAUUGACCGCAUUCAGGGCAAGGUGAUUCUCAAUGUAUUCCGCAUCGAUGCAGCCAAUCAGAAAGCUAACAAUCUAAUGAAGAGAUAAAGAGGAAGAUUGUCCUUUUCCGCUGUGUGAUCUUAUCUACUCCCUGUCUUUCUGUGCCAAUAUGUGUCCAGUGACCAUCCACCCACAUAGAAAAUCUGCCAAAUGGUCUUGUAUGCCUUAUCAUAAAGCCUGAGCAGCAGGGUACACAUCAUUAUUCAUACCUGGCUCUACAUUGACCCUAGCCUGUUUGCCAGUCUCUGCCACACGACAAAGAAGAGUACAAGGAGUGGAAUGCUACCUAGACUGGUACCCAGAUAGCCUGGAGACCACUCUGCUGCCAUCUGUUGGCUAGAUUGUUUUCUAAAAUACUAGAUACACAUGCCCAUCCGCUCUUUCAACAUCCUCCGCUAUCCUCCCUCCCAUUCUCUUUCGAUGCAGAAUGGAGCACCAGUGGAAUUGGGUUGCUAUGCUUGUUGUCACCAGGCAGACUAAAGUAAAUGGGAAGGAAUCAACAUUCUGUGUCUGCUUUUCUUUUAACACUAAUGAGGUUUGCCUU